UCCACUCAGAUUUUACUCAGGGUGGGAAGCCCCCAUGCAUUAUUUUGGUCUCUGAGUGAGGGCAAGGCUUUGUGAUAACAAGCAAGGUUUGGAGAAAGAGAGGCUGCACCUUAAGCUUUAUUCUUUUUUUUUUCUUCUCAAAAACAGAGUGUGGGCUUAUUCAUGCUUUUCCUGUGGCAGCUGUGCACUGAUCAGACUAUUUGUUGAAUCUCGAAAGGCAUUCUCAUCAACCAGUAAAUCAGAGCCCUGAUAUUACAAGCAUAUGACACCACCCCACACGAGCAACAAACACAUGCUCAGCUAGAUAUAGCCUUAACUGGAAGGGAGCGUACAGCAAAGGAACUAUCUUCUAUGCAUGAGGAGACUUGGUGAGAAGCUGACAUGGUGACACUGAUUUCCAGCCUAGAGGUGCUGGUGUGUCUGCUCUGCACCACACGCUGGGCGGAGGGCUCCUUUCUGAGAGUCAACAAAGGGCUGAAGGUAAUGAAAGGGCAUUCAGCCUUCCUGGCAGAGGAAGACCUACAGUUUGACAUCCCCAAAGAGAAGGACGCAUGCAAGGUAGAGGUGGUCACCAAUGAGCCCAUCACCCAACGAGUGGGCAGGCUAACACCACAGGUGUUUGAUUGUCAUUUCCUCCCAGAUGAAGUGAAAUAUGUCCACAAUGGCUGUCCAAUUCUCAAUGAAGAUGGCAUCUUACUUCGGCUAUACAGGUUUACUGAGACAGCAACAUUCACAGAAGUUUUCCACCUGCACGUGAAGCUGAUUGAACCUGACUGCAACAUCAUCACGCUUGGACCCAAGUCCUUGGAGGUGCCAGAGUUCUAUGGCAUCUCCAACGUGAUUGAUAGGAACUUGCUGUCCUUCGACUAUGACCGGAAGCUGAAUUUAGAGUGCACAGUCAGGGUGGCCACUCAGGAGACCCUUCUUCCUGUUCACGGACAGCUAGUCAUCGGGGAACCCGAGAGGACAGAGCCAAGAGGAGACGAGCCACACAGUUUUGUCCCCAUAGGCCAGAGAAUAAUGAAUAGGGCAGGAGCAAAGUGUAAAGAUGAGAUCUGCCGGCAGGGACUGAAACUGGUUCAGACCACCAAAGUGAACUGUGACGACUUCCUACUGAUGGGCCUGAGGUACCAGCACCUGGAUCCACCCUCACCUGAUAUUGACUAUAUUGCUAUAAGGCUGGACCUCACUGACACCAGAAGCAGAAAUAUUCACAAGUCUGAGCAUGCUUGGAUCCCUGUCCACAUCAAGAACGCAAUCCCAAACCAGCCUCCCAAACCGGCCUUCAUGUCCAUGUUCAUCCUGGAGGUGGAUCAGUUCAUUCUCACCCCUUUGACUACAGGUGCACUAGACGCUGAAGACAGCGAGACCCCCAAGUCUCUGCUCAUCUUCAACAUCACCAGGCCUCCGCCUCAGGGCUACAUCACCCACUUGUCUGACCACACAAAACCAAUCUCAUCCUUCACCUGGAAUGACCUCAACGAAAUGCUGAUAGCCUACCAGCCCCCAAACAGCAGUCACACAGAGCGGAGGAACUAUGAGGUAGAGUUUGAGGUCCACGAUUUCUUCUUCGAGAGAAGUUCACCGAUUAUAGUGCAUAUCUCAAUCAGAACAGCAGACACCAAUGCUCCCAGAGUUUCUUGGAACAUGGGUCUUGAUCUCCUUGAAGGACAGUCCAGGCCUAUCACCUGGGACCAGUUUCAGAUUGUAGACAAUGAUAAUAUUAAAGCAGUUUGGCUGAUCACUGUGGAUGGGCUACAGCAUGGCAGACUUACUGUAAGAGGGGGCAAAGGCUUUAUGUUCACCGUGAGCGACAUCAAAGAUGGAGUUGUGCAUUACCACCAUGAUGACAGUGACACCACUAAAGACUUUGUAGUCUUCAGGAUAUUUGAUGGGCGCCACAGCACGCGCCACAAGUUCCCCAUCAACAUCCUGCCGAAGGAUGACAGCCCGCCCUUCCUCAUCACCAAUGUGGUGCUGGAGCUGUGUGAGGGCCAGACAGCCCUCAUCCAGCGCUCCAUGCUGCAGGCUUCUGACAUGGACUCCAGCGAUGACUACAUUGUCUUCAACAUCACCCGCCCACCACAGGCCGGGGAGAUCCUGAAGAAACCAGGCCCUGACCUCAUAGGUUAUCCUGUGCGUCGGUUCCUUCAGAGAGAUCUGUUCAAUGACAUUGUGCAUUACCGGCACUUGGGAAAUGAAGUGUUUGAGGAUUCCUUUGAGUUUAUUCUCUCAGACAGCCAUGACCCACCCAAUCUAUCAGAACCACAGGUUGUCAUAGUGCACAUAACUCCUGUGGAUGAUCAGCUGCCUAAAGAAGUACCUGGGGUUGUCCGGUAUCUGGUUGUCAAGGAGACAGAGGUUGUGCACCUGACCAAGAAGCAGCUGCACUUCACAAAUGUAGAGUCACCUCACAGAGAGCUCACCUACACCAUCACCACGCCGCCAUUCUUUAUCUCUAUUUAUGGGAGACCGGAUGCUGGGAAACUGUUCCUAGUAGACAGCAUCUCUAAAUUUACAAAAGAUCCGGCUGCUGCCAUGCUGAGGUCGUUCACACAGCAUGCUGUGAACUACAUGAAGGUGGCCUACAUGCCUCCAAUCCAGGAUAUAGGACCCGACCCUCAGCACAUACAGUUUGUGUUCUCUGUCACUAACCAACAUGGAGGCACAAUAAUUGGCAUCUGCUUCAACAUCACAGUCCUGCCAGUGGAUAACCAGCCACCCGAGGUGUUCACCAACCAGCUGAAGGUGGAGGAAGGAGGGGUGUGUCAAGUAUCUGUGCACCACCUGCUGGUAACGGACCGGGAUACAAGAGAGGAGAAGAUACGGGUUCGAGUGGAGAGAAAGCCCCAUCACGGGGAGAUGGAGCUGGAUGGCUUCCCCAUCAAGGAGGGGGGAACCUUCACUUUGCAGGACAUCAAAAACCAAAAAGUUAGAUAUCGCCAUGACAGCUCUGAGACGCUUCAGGAUGACCUUCUCUUAGUUGCUUCAGAUGGUAUCAAUUCUGUAGAUUUUGUUCUGCAAGUCAAGGUGUUCCCGGUAAAUGAUGAAGUGCCGGUGGUAAAACCAGGCCUUAAUCCCAUGUUGCAUUGCGCAGAGGGCCAGGAAGUGAUUAUCACUUCCGAAUACAUCUACUCCACCGACAGUGACAGUGAUGACCAGAAGCUCACGUACAUGAUUGCACGUCAGCCAUACCACGGAGUAGUGCUGAAGAAUGGUAACAUUGUGGAUCGGUUCAUCCAGGCUGAUCUUGUUGCUGGGGCUGUCACAUUCAGGCACACAGGAGGGGAGAUUGGACUGAGUCCCCGGUUUGACUCCAUAACCUUUGUUAUUUCUGAUGAGGAAGCCAGCACGCAUCAGAGCUGCUGCUAUGACGGGCCUAUUCCACCCUCAGUACGGCUUCAUGAUUUGCUUCCUGUGUACGACCUUAACAUCACUGUCUUACCUGUUGAUAACCAGCCUCCCACCAUCAUCAUUGGGGAAAUGUUUGUUGUUGAUGAAGGAUCUUCAGCCGCAAUAUCUAUCAAUCACUUGAACGCCAGCGAUUCUGAUACUCCUCUGGAAGAGUUAGAGUGUGUCCUGGCUUCUCCUCCACAGUUUGGCUACAUAGAAAACAUUCUGCCAACUCCAGGGUUUGAAAAGAGUAAUAUGGGCAUCAGCAUAGGCUCAUUUACCAUGAAACACGUGAAGGAACUCCAGAUUAACUAUGUGCAGUCUCGACACAAGGGGACCGAACCCACUGCAGACCAGUUCCUGCUCUAUGUCACGGAUGGCAAACACCGUUCCAUUGAAACACCCUUUUACGUCAUAAUCAACCCAGCUAAUGAUGAAGUCCCACAUUUUUUGGCAAGGAACAUCACUGUGCAAGAGGGCCAAAUGAAGGAACUGGGCCCAUCUAUAAUUAACGUAGUGGACUUAGAUAUCCCCCAAGACAACCUGGAAUUCACCAUAAUUCAACAGCCACAGCAUGGAAUGAUUAUGAAUGGAAUCUAUGAAAAUGACAUCACACGCUAUAAACAACAUAUCCAUGGUCACCACAAUCAUGAGCUUCCUGUGCAUGGUUUCACAAUGGACAACCUGAAGCAUGGAAUGAAGCUCAUGUACAUACAUGAUGACUCAGAGAACAUGGAUGAUGGCUUCACGAUUCAGCUGUCGGAUGGAAAACACGAUGUCCGCAGAUUUAUUUCAGUCAAGAUCUUUCCCGUCAAUGACGAGAAGCCCCAAGUUAUAAAGAAUAAUGGAUUGGAUGUGGUGAUGGGAGAGUCCAGGAUUAUCUCCAGUGCAACCCUCUCUGCAGAAGAUAAUGAUUCUCCUGGGGAACAUCUCUACUUUGUAUUUGAUGGCAUUCCAGGGCAAGGAGUACUCCAGAAGAAGGUAGGCUCUGACUGGGUUACUGUCUCUGCUGGGAUGAACUGCACUCAAGAGGACAUUGAUAUGAACCUCCUGAGGUACUUGCACACAGGAACUGUAGGAUCCGUCGGCCAGGAUUCCUUCAGCUUUCAUCUAUGGGAUGGGAGCAACCAGUCUCCAGCUCAGCACUUCUACAUCACAGUCAAGGACAUGGAAAAAGGAGACAUUGCGAUUUUUGUUAAACCCCUCAAAAUCUCCAAAGGAGAGCGGGUCAUGUUGACCACUGAUACUUUGCUUUCCAUGGAUGGCACUGACAAGCCUGAAGAGCUGAUGUAUGUCAUUACCUCUCCGCCUGCCGGUGGCCACAUCGAGUAUGUUAGUUACCCCAGGGUGCCCAUCACCACUUUCAGUCAGAUGGAUAUCGCCGCACAGACUGUCUGCUUUGUUCAUGACAACAGAGCAGAUUCGCUGAAGGAGGUGUUCAGAUUCGUUGUCAGCAACGGCAUGUCCACUCGAAAUGGGGCGGUGGAGAUUACCAUUGAGACCUCUGACCGUGUCCUGCCUACGGUCUCCCGCAACGCGGGCCUGCACGUGCUGGAGGGCUCGAUGAUGGUGAUUCCACCUGAGGCCCUGCAGCUCUCUGACCCAGACACCCCAGCACACAGCCUUACUUUCCAGCUGGCACAGCUCCCCCGGUAUGGGCAGCUCUCCCUGCGCGGCUCCCCGCUUCUUCAGCACAGCUUCACCCAGCUCGAUGUGAACAGCAUGGACCUGGCCUACAAACACGCUGGAGGGGACUCCCAGAUCGACCACUUCAGCUUUGUGGCAUCUGAUGGGACCAACCAUGGUUUCCUCGUUGAUGGGAAAAAGCAGACAGAGCCAGUCUUCUUCACUAUUCAGGUAGAGCAACUAGACAAGUCUUCUCCUAGAAUCGUUCACCUCCAGUGCAUAUCAAAGGUGGAAUUGUUGAAGGAUGGCCGUUACGGGAGCUACAUCUCCUCCAGAGACUUAAAAGCAACAGACGCUGAUACCAAGGACGAGGAGAUCAUCUUUCAUAUCCUACGGCCUCCGUCUUUUGGUUACCUGGAAAACACAACAAAGGGAGACUUUAUUCGACAGCGGUUUACUCAGAAGGAUUUAAACAGAAGACAUAUCCUUUAUGUCAUCAACCCAUCCCUGGAGGCCCUGUCUGACAGCCUGGAGGUUUUGAUCUCAGACCCAACAGGAAAUACUGGCAUUCCAGAAACGCUUGAACUGAAGUGGUCUCGAAUCGAGUUCUCCCAGUCUGAGUAUGUGGUGUGUGAAGAUGUAGGGACACUUUCAUUGCCAAUCACUAGAGAGGGCUAUGCGAUGGAUUCUUCUUUCAUUGGAAUCAAGGUCAAUGAGAUCUCUGCUUCUGAGGGGAAGGAUUUUACUAUCAGCCCCUCCAGCUUGAUCCAGUUUGAUCCUGGGGUUUCAGCCAGGACUUGGAACAUAGGGAUUACAAGUGACAGACUGGAAGAAGCUGAGGAGGUGUUUGAGGUGGUUCUCAACUCCCCUGUUAACACUGUGCUGGGAAGCAAGACAAAAUUAGUGGUGAAAAUCAUUGACUCAAAGAAAGGUCAGUGUAGUAACAGUAGAAACACUGGCCAGGUCCCAGCUAUCCCUCAACUAAGAGGUCAGCUAACCCCAGUCUCUGCUGAGUAUCCUCCCCCCAGCCAUGGUGUAAUUCAGGUGGAAAAAAUCCCACUUACCCCUGUGGAGGGCACUGGGUGGACAAGAGGCGACAUACCACAGGAAUACGAACCACCUCCACCAAGGAAAAGACUCAGGGUCAUCGGAAAUGGGAAAACGGUCCGUCCUUCAUAUGCUGCACAAAAUGGGACAGAUGCAGUGUUUACAUACCAUGGGAUCAUGUCACUCAGAGUGGAGGAUGAUACCUCUACAUCUAGCUCUGGUAAAAAAGCCAAGGUACUGGUGACCAGGAGAGGGCAGCAGAGGCAUCCUGUUGGUUCUCCUCGAUCAACUGAGCUCCUCCAUGCUGACAGAGCAGCUGCCCACUCCACAAAACAGGAUGACUACAGCAGAUCCUUUCCCAAGCCCUGCACACCUGACCUGAAAGGCCUUCUUCAUUUUGACCAGAGUGCCCAAAAACUAUUUGAUUGUGAUGGGAUUUCUUGGAAACCAUGGAAGCCAACCAAUGAUGACAUCAGUGCUAAUAAAUGUCCUCCUGGAUGGACCUACCAUGGAACCCAUUGCUACUACAUCAGCACUGACCACAAAUCAACAUGGAAUUCAGCUGCAAGGGCUUGCAAAGAAAUACAUCGUGGCAAUCUGGUUAGUGUUCUCUCAAAACCUGACAUGAUGUGGCUGUGGGACUUCAGCGGAAGGAAGCCAUUUUGGAUUGGCCUGAAUGACAGAGUGAAGGCAGGGAAGUGGGAGUGGCUUGGUGGAGAGCCAGUGUCCUUCACGAACUGGAGGAAAGGACCCCCACGGGCAUCAAGGAAGGCCGCAAAGAACUGUGUGUUAGCUUGGAGAAGAGGGAAGUGGCAAGAGAAAGAUUGCAAGAAAGGAAAAAGCCAUAACUACAUCUGCUAUGUGAAAACAUAAAUGAGGAAGCCUGACCGUCUGUGGGACACAAAAAGGACAUUAAGAAUACAAUUCAGGGAUCUAGUAUAAAACAGCGGCCUGAAGGUUUGUUAAUAAAACAGGCACCCCUUUAAGUUAGGGGGCUAUCUGUGAUUAUUGUAAUAAACUGUAUGACACUUUGAACAGGGUUACUAAUUCCAUAACCAAAGAAGAACCUUUUUUAGGUCUGUGUAUAGCAGUACCCAGAAGUGUCCAGUGUCAUCCUUUAGAAAAAGGAAAUGGGUUUAUACUUUAAAUAAAAGACCCAAACUAUUUAUGUAGCCAUGGUCUACUUGGUUAAAGGUAACUAGAAUAUUUUGUUAAAUUAAAAACUGUUACUUGUAUAUAUUUUAUUCUACUUGUAUUUAUUUUUAAUCAAGCACACAAUGCUAAAAGACGAGCUUUGUGUAACUAGUGUGUUUGUUAAACUACAUUUUACAUGGUGGUGAUUCUGGUGCCUUUGACAUUCAUAAAUGUUUUAACACUGUGACAAGAGUGACUGUCCAGUACUGCUUUAUGUUUUGUGAUUGGAAAGUAGUAAAACAUCUACAAUAGUAGAAAGUCUAAAAUACUUUGCAGGCCGCAUUUGUGAUGUACUAACUAAAAGUUUUUUUUUUGUGUGUGUCAAACAUAAUCAUGUUAUUUAACACAAGAAAUACCAGGGUGGUUACUAUAGACCAUUUGUCUUUUAUACAGGUUUCACAAUAUAUUAUAAAGGUAUGUUUGUAAUUGAAUUAAGUUGUAAUGCUUGGUAUCAAAGGGCCAUGAACCUCUCGUAUCCCAUACAACUGGUUCUGAACAGACACCAUUUCACUGUGGACAAAUCUCUUUGGCAACUUACCAUGGUACUUUUGCCAAAUCAUCCUUUUUGAUUGGAAAUUUACAUUUUCAUUGUUCCAUAGGCUUGAUAUUAUACACACGGUAUACAAGGAUGCAUAAUGUCAGCAAAACAUAAAAAAAAAAUAGUGUGAUGUCUGACUUGCAGAUUAACUGCAGACACUGCAUGGCUCAAUACAUAAUAACACACAAUCUCAAAGUGAGGAUGACUCACGAACACGAGUAGCAAAGUCACAAAUUUCUCAUGGAAUGCCAUUCUCAUACGUGUCACAAGACAUUACACUUGUGACCUAAACCAGAUAGCUCAUGAAGAUGUGCUUUUGAUCUAUGAAUAAAAACUAAAAUAAUAGCGCUUUUGUGCCAUUGUUAACAUGCCUAUACUUGCUGCCUGGCUAAUGUUACUUGGACCCAAUAGAAAUGAAAUGUGUACAGUAUCUCAACAAUACUGUCCUAUAGAACCAGGUAUUCCCAGAGCAAUUUUUUGUCUAAAUGUAUAUUGCCUUUUCAUUUUUCUCUAUUUCAGAUUGAAACUGAACAUGGUGCUAAAUUAAACUAAUUACAUUUUCAUCAGGUUUUGCCAAAGAUAAUGUGUCCAGUUCACUAAGCUUUAGCUUCAGUGCAAAAUUUGUCAGUGUAGCAAAAUGAAAAGGUUCAUUUGUAAUUUGUUUAAUCAAAUGUGGUAAACUUAACUCUGCAGCAAAACUACUAUGUUGGCUUACUUUCUAUUCUAUUUGUCCAUUUAUCAAAGUUCUAUGUUACUUUUAUAUUACAGUUAUGUAUAAAUAUGCACUGUAUUAAUGUUUAAGAAUGUAAUCGAAAUGUAAUUAAACCAAAAAUAUUUUAAUGUGUGUUAAUAUUGUUUUUAUAUACAUUUUUGUUACUAGUUUCUGGUGUUUUAUGUAGUUUGUAAAACAGUCAAGGGGACAGUCACUCAUGAAUUUGAUUACAUGUGUAAGCGCACGAUAACCCCCGAUUAGAUUAGAGAGAGACAACCUAACUUUAAUCAUGCAAUAUGUAUAUGUAGUUGUACUUAAGGACCAGGCUUUCUGUGUAUUUAAUCUCCAUUAUAUUUUUUAUCAAAUAAUGGGUUUACAGUCUUCCUGUCAGUUUAUUCCAUAUAUUCUUGCCUGAUUGAUAUGGGGCUCAGAUAUGCUCUGCAGAGUGUAAAGAAGACUCAAUACUGACUGUUGAGUCAUGACAUUUUAUGACAUGAGGUUUUGGUUAACGCCACAGUCUCCUUUUAAAAUUGGUUAGGACAUUUACAUUUAAGGUACAGUAGUUUCAGCUUUCUCUUUUGCACUAAACAAAGACACAACAGAAUUAUUUGCUGGGUUACAAUAGUUUUGUCUGUAUUAUCACCACCCAAACUGAAGCAGCCCCCCCCAAAAUAAAUAAAUAAAUAAAUACAUACAUCGGUUUAUUUAAAUUUUAUAAAAAGUGUGAAUUUCUGUUUGUUUUAUUUUUUCAUUUAUAACACCAUGUUUGUGUGUAUUUGACAAUGGAAUUUGUUCUAAAUUAUAACACAGUAUACUGACUAUCGAUGUUCUUGACCUUUUAAUUAGUAUGCUACAACAAAGAAACCACUUAUCCAUUUGCUUCAGGCUAGCAAUUAAUGCCUUUAGCUUAAUAAAUUAAUUAAUCCUGCUGUUAAAUAGGAACUGCUUCAGUAACAGCUUAUUGGCUGAUGUAACUAGGAUCUGCAUCUGCACAGUAAACACAACAUGGAAAUGCAGCAUUUAAAAUCAGUGUUAAAGAGCUUUGAUGUUCCCCCAAGGAACUAAAGUCUCACUUUAUUUAGAAGUGUUUUCAGUGUCUAUAAACUUUCUCAAAGCACAAAGUAAUUUGAAACAGGAGCAUAACCUCCAACCCCCCCUUUAAAAAGCACUGAGAAAAACUUUAUGAAUAACAAUCCUUAUUGAAUGUCUUAAAAAGAAAGCUUUAAAGAAACAGACAAACAAUGUGAGUUACAACCAACUAAACAAACAACUGAUGGUGAUCACUGAUGGUUGUGGACAUUUUAUACAGUGCUAGCAUUACAUAAUUAUAUCCAAUCUUAGUUUUGUACCUUUUAAAAGCCGCUAUAAAUGGCAGUGUCUUUAUUACAUUGCAUUAACAAAAGAUGUACCAACAAUAAGCCUGUUUUCUGGUUUAAAAAAAGAAAAAAACAUUGUUUCAAACCUUAACAAUAAAUACAACUUGAUAUUUGUAAAUGGUGUUGUUACUUGCUUUUUUGGUUUUGACAGUGUGCAGCAAAGCAUUAGAAAUUGCUUUUAAAAAGUAUUGGGCCGUAUUUUUACGUACAUUUUCGUUUGUAGGCCAGAUAGGCAAGAGCAUGAAAAUAGUCAAAUAUUUCCACAUCUAGACAGAGUAACGACCGUCUCCUACAUUAACGCUGCAUUACAAUGCGCCUUGCCCAAUAUGUAUUGCCAUGACUUUUAUAUUUGCUGUAUGAUAUGAUUUCAUAAACUUAUGAAGUGCUAAACAGAAAUAUUAUUAGAAAUAAGCUGGUUAUUUUUCUUAGGAUUGGAAAAUGCAAGCGUCAGGAAUACACAGAUAUAAUACUAUGUAACACAAUUUUUGUUCCUGGGUAGUAAGUGUUAUUUCCUAAUUGCUUAUGCCUCAAAAGUAUA
Molecule: messenger RNA, 10424 nt
Organism: Polyodon spathula (Mississippi paddlefish)
Lineage: Eukaryota; Metazoa; Chordata; Actinopteri; Acipenseriformes; Polyodontidae
Product: FRAS1-related extracellular matrix protein 1-like
Exons: 37
Coding region: 382-6939 (2185 amino acids)
Biological process (GO): cell communication
Cellular component (GO): membrane
Source: RefSeq, a predicted model, not a curated record